Messenger RNA from Acinonyx jubatus (cheetah), 2724 nucleotides. RefSeq names its product bone morphogenetic protein 6 (gene BMP6). The record is from RefSeq and is a predicted model, not a curated record. The coding region runs from base 906 to 2414 and encodes 502 amino acids. The transcript is spliced from 7 exons. Gene Ontology annotation, biological process: SMAD protein signal transduction. Lineage: Eukaryota; Metazoa; Chordata; Mammalia; Carnivora; Felidae. Gene Ontology annotation, cellular component: extracellular region. Gene Ontology annotation, molecular function: growth factor activity; cytokine activity.
AAGAGGGCAGGGACUCUCCGGGGCUGGAGUGCGGUACCUGAGCGAGACGCGCACCAGAAAGCCCACGUUGGCCGCUGCGGGGAGCGCAGCUCCGAGAGGCGGGAGUCUGCGAAUUCUCGCGCCGACGCCGCGGUCGCUGCUCUGCGCGCGGGUCCAGUUCCCUCCCAUUCCCUCUGCGGGCGGUGUUUGCGGGGCAGCCGGGAGAGCUCAGAACGGAAAGCAAGAUCCUUGCCGCCUCUGCUUGGGGGGUCGAGCGGCGCACGGAGAUUUUGAGGGGGGCAGCGACAGUGCCCGAGGGCGGAGGGCGCGGAGUUUGUGAGCGGGAAGGAAGUUAAGCCUCGCGGAGAAGACUGGCAUCUCGGGACGCCUUGUCGCCACAGCCUGGGCCCCACGGCGGAGUAAACUUCACCGCGGCUGUGCCAGCCAAGGAGAGGCGUGCGCGGGGAUGAUGCCGGGCAUCCCCCCCAGCUGGUGAGCCGCCCGGUCGCCCCGGGUCCCACACAGCCGCCCCGGAGGGCGCGGGACAGCGCACGUGCGCGGGGCAGCGAGGCCCGAGAGUGACCGCGCCGUGACCCGCCCAGGGGCCAGGGCUCGGGCUGCAGCGCAGUCCCGACUCGGACACACCUGGCCCGGACCUUGCGCCUCCAGAGACCUGAGCCAGAGUGUGGGGCUCCCCUCCAAGUGGUUCUCCGGGUGAUCGUCCUCUUCGCCUCCCCUCCAGCCUGGGCAAUUGGGGGCGCCCCAGAGGACGAUGAGAGAUAAGGACUGAGGGCCAGGAAGGGGAAGCGAGCCCGCCGAGAGGUGGCGGGGGCUGCUCACGCUAAGGGCCACAGCGGCAGCGCUCCGGCCUCGCACCGCCGCUCCACGCCUCGCGGGGCCCGCGGGGCCAGCCCGGCCGGGCGGGGAUGCUGGGGCGGAGGGCGCAGUGGCUGUGCUGGUUGUGGGGGCUGCUGUGCAGCUGCUGCGGCCCCCAGCCGCUGCGGCCCCCCCUGCCCGCCGCCGCCGCUGCCGCCGGCGGGGGGGCGCUGCUGGGGGACGGCGGGAGCCCGGGCCACGCGGAGCAGCCGCCGCCGCCGCCGCAGUCCUCCUCGGGCUUCCUCUACCGGCGGCUCAAGACGCACGAGAAGCGCGAGAUGCAGAAGGAGAUUCUCUCCGUGCUGGGGCUCCCGCACCGGCCCCGGCCCCUGCACGGCCUCCAGCAGCCGCAGCCCGCUGCGCUCCCGCAGGAGCAGCCUCGCGGGGAGCCCCCUCCCGGGCGGCUGAAGUCUGCGCCCCUUUUCAUGCUGGAUCUGUACAACGCCCUGGCAGCCGACGACGAUGAGGACUGGGCGUCGGACGAGGAGAGGCGGCAGCCCGGGCCCCGAGGAGCGGCCGGCUCGUCCCAGCCCCGGCAGCCGCCCCCCGGCGCGGCGCACCCGGUCAACGGCAAGAGCCUCCUGGCCUCGGGACCCGGCGGCGGCACGUCCCCACUGACCAGUGCGCAGGACAGCGCCUUCCUCAACGACGCGGACAUGGUCAUGAGCUUUGUGAACCUGGUGGAGCACGAGAAGGAGUUCUCCCCUGGCCAGCGAUACCACAAAGAGUUCAAGUUCAACUUAUCCCAGAUUCCUGAGGGUGAGGCGGUGACGGCUGCAGAAUUCCGAAUCUACAAGGACUGUGUUGUGGGGAGUUUUAAAAACCAAACUUUUCUUAUCAGCAUUUAUCAAGUCUUGCAGGAGCAUCAGCACAGAGACUCUGACCUAUUUUUGUUGGACACCCGCAUGGUGUGGGCCUCAGAAGAAGGCUGGCUGGAAUUUGACAUCACAGCCACUAGCAACCUGUGGGUCGUGACCCCACAGCACAACAUGGGGCUUCAGCUGAGCGUGGUGACUCGGGAUGGACUCAACAUCAACCCCCGAGCCGCAGGCCUGGUGGGCAGAGACGGCCCUUAUGACAAGCAGCCCUUCAUGGUGGCCUUCUUCAAAGUGAGUGAGGUCCAUGUGCGCACCACGAGGUCAGCCCCUGGGCGGCGCCGACAGCAGAGCCGCAAUCGCUCCACCCAGUCGCAGGACGUGUCACGGGUCUCCAGCGCCUCAGAUUAUAACAGCAGUGAGUUGAAAACAGCCUGCCGGAAACAUGAGCUUUACGUGAGCUUCCAAGACCUGGGAUGGCAGGACUGGAUCAUCGCACCCAAGGGCUAUGCUGCCAAUUACUGUGAUGGAGAAUGCUCCUUCCCACUCAACGCACACAUGAACGCCACAAACCACGCGAUCGUGCAGACGCUGGUUCACCUUAUGAAUCCUGAGUAUGUCCCCAAACCGUGCUGUGCACCGACCAAACUGAAUGCCAUCUCGGUUCUUUACUUUGAUGACAACUCCAACGUCAUCUUGAAAAAAUACAGGAAUAUGGUCGUCAGAGCUUGUGGAUGCCACUAACUCAAAACCAGUUGCUGGGGACAGAUGCUGCCUUGGGUUCCCAGAUGACGUCUGCCUUAAAAACAAACAUUCAGAAGCACAGCGAAGGGGGGAGGCGAGGCUUCGAAGCCGUUCAGUGCUGGUUGGUGCCUUACCGCCCACGGAAGAUUGUAAAGGGCCUCGUUAAUAAUUCGCUCACACAGUAAAUAACGUGAGUAGUUGUUGGUCUAUAGGAAAUGGAGUUUGGAUGUCUGCAGUAUGAAGUCUGGUUAACUAAAGAAACAUAACUUUGAAGUAUCCCCCCCCCCCAAACCCAACAAAAGAAAAAGAG